GUAGAAAGUAAAGUAAAGGGUCGUCAAUUUCCAGGGCCAUUGGCAAUAUUUUCUUACCUGUAUAAAUAUCCCAACUCACUCCCACUUCCAACUUCAUAUCCGUUUUCAUAAAUUCCUGAAGACUCUAAUAAAAAUGGCUACCCUGGAAGAAUCAACAACACUUGAGUUCAUUCGACAACACCUUCUCGGAGACUUUGCCUCCACAGAUGCUUUUAUAACUAGCCUUGAUUUUGGUCUCUCUCAACUACAACCCAUCAUCAAAUCCCAAAACCAAAUUCCUAAACUAGAACUUGACUCCCCCGUAUCCGACCCAAAUUACCAAAUCCCUGAAAUCUUCAGCUAUGACUUAAAACCUGAAGUUCUUGAUAUGGAAUCUCCAAGUUCCAACAAUUCAGGGUCAAAACUGGAGCCAAAGGUGUCACUUUGUGAAGAGAGAAGGCAUUACAGAGGGGUCCGGAGAAGGCCAUGGGGCAAGUUUGCUGCAGAGAUUCGAGACCCGAACAGGAAGGGAAGUCGGGUCUGGUUAGGUACUUUUGAUAGUGAUGUUGACGCUGCCAAGGCUUAUGAUUGUGCAGCAUUUAAAAUGAGGGGUCACAAAGCAAUAUUAAAUUUUCCACUAGAAGCCGGAGAUGCUAGCCCACCUGCCACUACAGGUAGGAAAAGGAGAAGAAAGAAGAGAAUUCAGAUGCAGGAAAGUGACGUCACGUCACUGGAUAGUGGUGAGCUGGCUUGGGAGGUGAAGGAAGAAGAAGAUGAGCUUGAUCACGCUUAGAAUCAACUGUCACCAUACUAGAAACAUGAUAGAUAAUGCGAGUUAAGGAUAAGCCGUAAUGUGAGGCCUAUGACUAAUGUCCAAAUAACAUUGAAGAUAAAUGCACUAAUUAUAUUUUGUAUCUAAUUAUUGGUUCCUUGCAAGUUCAUUUUGAGUUCGAUUAGUGAUUACUAUGAGUGAAAACUUGAAUUGAAAUAUGUUAAAUUAGAGUUCUAA
Molecule: messenger RNA, 988 nt
Organism: Durio zibethinus
Lineage: Eukaryota; Viridiplantae; Streptophyta; Magnoliopsida; Malvales; Malvaceae
Product: ethylene-responsive transcription factor ERF106-like
Biological process (GO): regulation of DNA-templated transcription; ethylene-activated signaling pathway
Molecular function (GO): DNA binding; DNA-binding transcription factor activity
Source: RefSeq, a predicted model, not a curated record